This is a messenger RNA of Helianthus annuus (common sunflower), 1071 nucleotides long. Its product is annotated as protein FAR1-RELATED SEQUENCE 5-like. The transcript is spliced from 10 exons. Lineage: Eukaryota; Viridiplantae; Streptophyta; Magnoliopsida; Asterales; Asteraceae. The record is from RefSeq and is a predicted model, not a curated record. The coding region runs from base 1 to 1071 and encodes 356 amino acids. Gene Ontology annotation, biological process: regulation of DNA-templated transcription.
AUGGCCUCACUAAGUCAAUCAACUGUUCAGUGGCAAAACAACAUGAUGUCGAAUGUGUCCAGCUCUGUUGAUGCACCGAACAAUAGCUCUGAUGAUGCACUGGACAAUUAUAUUAAUACCAAUGUUGUUGAUGAAGAAGGUACUACUACUCUAGAUAGCCACAUAUACAAGAUUUUUAGGAAUCGGUUCGUAGUACUUAUUAUCAUUCGCCGAAUGACACUAGAUAUUGGAUACCCAAUGUUGUCGACAACUAAGAAAUCAAAAGAUGGUACUGUUAGACUUAGGUAUGUUCUUUGUAGUAGAUCGGGAAAGCCCAAUUGCCAAAAUGUUGAUUCAAUGCUUUUAAAGUCAUCUUCCAAGUUGCCUCGUAGCAGUAAUUACAAGUUUUCAGACUGUAAAGCUAAAAUAAAGGUUAAAGUUUUCAAGGGUUAUCCUGGUUUACGGUUAUAUGAAUUUGUUGAGUCUCAUAAUCACCCGUUAGUUUCAAUUGAGAACAUGGAUUUGACGCGCAAGAGGCGGCAACUAGAAUUUAGCGACCAAGAUUUCAUUCAUAGGCUAAGUUUAGCUAAAGUUGGCCCGUCAACUGCCUUUAAGAUGCAAGCUGUUUUGAAAGGGGGACAACACAACGUCCGUGAUGAGGUUAUGAAGUGCAAUUACAGAGUUUUUGGCGAAGUAUUAGCUUUUGAUGCCACCUACUGUACUAACCAGUAUAAUAUGAUUUUUGUUCCUUUUACGGGGGUUGAUCACCAUAAGAAUUGCGUAACAUUUGCGGCUGCUCUUCUUUAUGAUGAAACUAUUGAGUCGUUCACAUGGAUGUUGGAACAAUUUCUUGAAGCACAUGUUAAACAACCGAGGCUAGUGUUAACCGACCAAGACCCGGCAAUGAAACAAGCCAUAGCUAAAGUUUUCAAUGAAUCUGUCCAUCGUCUAUGUAUGUGGCAUAUUAUGGAUAAACUUCCUCAUAAGAUUGAUGGUGAUGUGUUACAGAAUACCAACUUGAGGCGUCACAAGUGGUUGUCUGAUAUGUUUUCUAUUAGAGAUCAGUGGGUCCCAGUUUAUGUUGUGUUUUGA